Molecule: messenger RNA, 615 nt
Organism: Vicia faba (fava bean)
Lineage: Eukaryota; Viridiplantae; Streptophyta; Magnoliopsida; Fabales; Fabaceae
Source: the annotation of a GenBank genome assembly
AUGACUGGCUUUCCGGAAAAUGAGACGAAACCCGCUUUAUCACUUUUUUCAUUAACACUAUACUCAAGUGGGUCUUCCUUUGGGCUUUGGCUGGCCUUGGCUUCAGUGUUCCUCUCUCUAGGGUUCCUAUUUUGUGCGUUGGAAGUUACGGCCUUCAAUCUUUUGUUGGAGUGGUUGUCUAUUUCUAUAGGUGUCAGGCCUACAGACCUCCCCUCUACAUCGAUGAUGAUGGAUGCUAGUGGGGCCGGGGGGGGGGGGCCUUCUCAGGGAGUCGGGCAGCGGCUUCCUGGUGCGCUCGAAAGAAAUUCCCCGGGCAUAAGCGGGGAGUCUAUCUUUAGGGACUUUGAACAGCCCGGAGGAGAGCCCGCACCUAAACCAGAGGCUGCGCAGCCUGGGCAAGUUCCAGAAGGGCCACUAGGGGAAGUCUUUGAGAAGAUCAAUACAAGACUUCUCUUUGUUGCCUCUAAAAAGAGGGGGAGGCAGCCCCCCAUAGAUGAGAUUAUAACUUUGAUUAACCUCAAAAGUAAGGUUAUAUCUCGGAUGGCCGAGCUGGACCCAGACCCUUUAUGGGUUGAAAACCGAACCAGCCUUCUGGUCUGGGAGACUCCAUUUUAA